Messenger RNA from Erythranthe guttata (spotted monkey flower), 4848 nucleotides. The record is from RefSeq and is a predicted model, not a curated record. Lineage: Eukaryota; Viridiplantae; Streptophyta; Magnoliopsida; Lamiales; Phrymaceae.
CUCGCAAAUAUCUUGGCCCAAUUUAUGACGACCACCCAAGCUUCCAUUCGAAAUUUGGAAAUACAGAUGGGCCAAUUUGCGACCCAAUUGAACGUGAGGCCAGCCGGUACACUACCGUCAAAUACGGAAGACCCUCGAAAGGGCACCAACGAGCAAUGCAAAGCCGUCAGUUUGAGGAAUGGAAGACAACUAGAAGAAGUGGCGAAGAAGGCAACAAGCAAGGAUGGGGAGGAGCAACAAGAAAAAGAAGCGGAGACUCUGACAGAUCCACCAGGUGAGAAAAGGGUCGUUGCGCCUAAGCCGACUCCUCAGGUACCUUAUCCUCAACGCCAGAUAAAGGCGAAAAAUGAGUCGUAUUACAAAAGUUUUCUUGAGCAAUUGAAUAAAUUACAUAUUAAUAUUCCUUUUACUCGAGCACUUGAACUAAUGCCUCAUUGGGUGAAAUUUUUGAAAGACAUGGUAUCAAAGAAACGGAAAUUCGGUGAACAUGAGAUGAUAUCUUUAACCGAACAAUGCAGUGCCAUUCUUACUCGCCCAAUUCCACCAAAGCUUGGAGACCCGGGUAAGUUUACGAUUCCAGUCGCUAUCGGAGGUAAGUUCUUUGCAAAAUCUCUCAUAGAUUUAGGUGCGAGCAUUAAUCUCAUGCCUUUCUCAGUUUUUCAAAGUUUGGGAUUAGGAGAUAUAAAAUUGGUAUCUGUGACUUUACAGUUAGCCGAUAGAUCACUCAUAUACCCAAAAGGAAUAGUAGAGGAUGUGUUAGUUAAAGUAGAUAAAUUCAUCUUUCCUGCAGAUUUUGUAGUUCUUGAUAUGGAAGAAGAUAAAGAAAUUCCCUUGAUUUUGGGAAGACCUUUUUUGAGAACGGGUAGAACUAUAAUUGAUGUGUAUAAGGGAAUUUUAUCUAUGUCUUUGGGGGAUGAAACGAUUAAAUUUGAUGUUUUUCGUACAAUGAAACACCCUCAAGAGGUUGAUGAAUGCUUUGCUUUUGAUGUGUUAGAUCAAUUGAAUUUUGAUUUUGUUGAACCUUUAAUUGCGGAUCCGUUGGAAGCAUCUAUGAGUGUAGGAACAUCAGUUGAAGAAGAAGAAGUGACAGAACAAUUAUGUUGGUUGGAUUCGGCAAAGCCGCUGUCAAGACCACGCUUUGAGAGUUUGGAGACGGAGAUCCCGUUAUCUGUCACUUUUAAGCCUUCAGUGAUCGAACCUCCGAAACUUGAGCUUAAAGUUUCACCAUCUCAUUUAAAAUAUAUGUAUCAUGGAGCUCAUGAGACCUUACCUGUUAUUAUUUCUUCAUAUUUGACAGGUCUACAGGAAAAGAGACUUUUGGAGGUCUUGCGAGAGCAGAAGCUAGCACUUGGAUGGACAAUUGCCGACAUCAAGGGCAUAAGUCCAACUUUUUGCACGCACAAGAUCAUAUUGGAGGAGAGCCAUAAAUCUUCGGUGGAACAACAAAGGCGAUUGAACCCCAUCAUGAAGGAAGUUGUGAAGAAAGAAAUCAUCAAGUGGCUAGACGCAGGUAUUAUUUUUCCUAUUUUUGAUAGUGCGUGGGUUAGUCCGGUACAAUGUGUACCCAAGAAGGGGGGAAUGACUGUUAUAAAAAACGAAAAAUAUGAAUUAAUCCCUUCUAGGACAGUAACGGGUUGGCGAAUUUGCAUGGAUUAUAGAAAAUUAAAUAAAGCCACUCGAAAAGAUCACUUCCCGUUGCCCUUUAUUGAUCAAAUGCUUGAUAGGCUAGCUUGUCAAGAAUUUUAUUGCUUUUUAGAUGGGUAUUCCGGUUAUAACCAAAUUGCCAUAGCUCCCGAGGAUCAAGACAAAACCACUUUUACUUGUCCUUUUGGUACCUUUGCUUUUAGACGUAUGCCUUUUGGUUUAUGCAAUGCUUCUGCUACUUUUCAACGUUGUAUGAUGGCAAUUUUUACGGACAUGGUUCAAUGUGGUCUUGAAAUUUUUAUGGAUGAUUUUUCUGUCUUCGGUGAUACGUCUGACACUUGUCUCCAAAUACUGGCUAAGGUUCUUCGCAGGUGUGAAGAGACAAAUUUGGUGCUCAACUGGGAAAAGUGCCACUUUAUGGUGCAAGAGGGGAUCGUGCUAGGACACAAGGUGUCAAAGAAGAGGUUAGAAGUCGAUCGAGCAAAAAUCGAGACAAUCGAGAAACUACCGCCACCAAUUUCCGUAAAGGGGAUUCGAAGUUUCUUGGGACAUGCGGGAUUCUAUAGGCGGUUCAUCAAGGAUUUCUCCAAGGUAGCCAAACCAUUGUGCAAUUUGUUGGAGAAGGACGUCAAAUUCGAUUUCAAUGACGAAUGCCUCAAAGCCUUCGACGACUUGAAAACAAGGUUAGUAACUGACCCUAUUAUUGUUGUGCCCGAUUGGAAUGAACCUUUUGAGCUUAUGUGUGAUGCCAGCGAUUUUGCGGUAGGUGCCGUGUUGGGUCAAAGAAAGAAUAAAAAUUUUCAUUCAAUUUACUAUGCUAGUAAAACUCUAAACGAUGCACAAUUGAAUUAUACCACCACUGAAAAAGAGUUGCUAGCAGUUGUUUUUGCAUUCGAAAAAUUUAGAUCAUAUCUUAUAGGCACUAAAGUCAAUGUCUUCACGGAUCACUCGGCUUUAAAAUAUUUGAUAGAAAAGAAAGAGGCAAAACCUAGACUUAUUAGGUGGGUGUUAUUGUUGCAAGAGUUCGAUUUGGAAAUUCGUGACCGUAAGGGUAGCGAGAACCAAGUAGCCGAUCAUUUAUCUAGGCUAGAAACGGAAGUCAAAGAUCCAAUUUGCAUUAAUGAAAAUUUUCCGGAUGAACAAUUGCUUGUCAUUAGUAAUCAAGAAGUACCAUGGUAUGCGGAUUUUGUGAAUUAUUUAGUUAGCCAUGUACUUCCACCCGAGCUCACUUUUCAUCAACGAAAAAAGUUUUUACACGAUGUGAAUUUCUACUUUAGGGAAGAACCCUUUUUGUUUAGACAAUGCAGCGAUUUAGUCAUUCGAAGAUGUGUACCGGAAAACGAGCAAGGAGAUAUACUCUUUCACUGCCAUGGCUCGGAUUAUGCGGGGCAUUAUGGAGGUGAGCGCACGGCGAGAAAGGUGCUUCAAUCAGGUUUCUUUUGGCCAACUUUGUUUAAAGAUUGCUAUAAUUUUAUUUCAAGUUGUGAUAGAUGCCAGCGAGUUGGUAAUAUUUCAAGGAGGCACGAACUCCCAUUAAAUACAAUGAUCGAAGUAGAGCCCUUUGAUGUAUGGGGGAUAGAUUUUAUGGGGCCUUUUGUCCCAUCAUUCAAUAACCUAUACAUCUUAGUGGCCGUCGAUUAUGUAUCUAAAUGGGUUGAGGCGGCCGCCUUUCCUACUAAUGAUUCUGCAGUGGUUUGUGCUUUCUUAAAAAGACAGAUUUUCACUCGUUUUGGAACGCCACGAGCAAUUAUUAGUGAUAGAGGCACUCACUUUUGCAAUAAACAAUUCGAAGCACUCUUGGCCAAGUAUGGAGUAAAGCACAAGGUCGCAUUGGCCUACCAUCCUCAGACGAACGGGCAAGCCGAGGUCACGAAUCGUGAAAUCAAAAACAUCCUCGAAAAGGUUGUGAGUCCUACCAGGAAAGAUUGGUCGAGAAAAUUAGAUGAUACACUUUGGGCAUAUCGUACAACUUACAAAACUCCACUUGGGAUGACAUCGUUUCGUUUGAUUUAUGGCAAGGCGUGUCAUCUACCGGUUGAAUUAGAGCAUAAUGCAUUUUGGGCAAUUAAAAAGCUGAAUUUCGAUAUUGAAGCGUGCAAGGAGAAACGAAUGCUGCAACUCAACGAGCUCGAUGAAUUGAGAUUGAAUGCAUAUGAAAGCAAUCGUGUGUACAAGGAGAAAACCAAGCGUUGGCACGAUAAAAAGAUAUUGCAUCGAGAAUUUCAAAAGGGGCAAUUGGUUCUCCUCUACAACUCCCGUCUAAAGUUGUUUCCGGGAAAACUCAAGUCAAGAUGGUCCGGACCGUUUACUAUCCUCGACGUAUUUCCUCACGGCGCAGUCGAAUUAUUGGAUCCCGAAACCGAAAAAUCGUUCAAAGUCAAUGGGCAAUGCCUCAAGCAUUAUUGUGGAGGGGAAUUCAAUCGCCAAGUGACUUCGGUCACGGAGGAUUCAAGCAAGGUGCAAAUUUCUCCACAAACCCAUUCCACCAAGAACGCCCACAAGGUGUUCGACGAAUUGCCCAAGUUAAGUUUGGGGGAAAUUUUGCACAUCAAUUCACUCCUAAUCCCUUCCACACGCAUUCUCAAGUCAUGGGGAAAUGAGGACGUGACGGGGAGGGCACUUCACAAGGCGAAGGCACUUCAAAAGGGCACACCGAUCAAUAUUGGCGAAAUUAUAUGCGACCGAUUUUGGACCACCAUGGUCAACAACUCCAAAGGGUUUUAUUUCCCUUGCCUAGUUACCGGUCAAUGCAAGAAGGCGAAGGUCCCAACCAAAACGACGGAUAUUCUCACACCGAUUCGGAAGCCGAUGAGUUACCUUGCGGCCCGACAAUACAAGGCACCCAUCCAAGAUGGCGAGCAACCCGUCGCUAACCAACCAAUAGCUCCACCCGAAGGUCCAAGGACAAGUUCGGACCGCCGUUUUCAAAGAAGAAUGGAGCGAGAGUUGGUCAUCACGAGAAAUCGGCUUGCCACGGUGGAACACAAGGUGAGCACGAUUGAAUCCCUCCAACGGUGGUCGGGGAAGAUUCUCCAAGCCAUUGUGCGCCAUUUGGCAUGCGGCACUCCCGAGUGCGCCGAACCGGCUCCGUUGCCCGCACCGAUUCUUGAGCCAGUACCCGAGCUUUUGGAUGAUGAGGAGGAUGGUGAUGCUCAUGCGCAAGGUGGAGUUGGUGAGCAGCCCGACGAUGGUCCCGACGUUUAA